Molecule: messenger RNA, 1220 nt
Organism: Fulmarus glacialis (Northern fulmar)
Lineage: Eukaryota; Metazoa; Chordata; Aves; Procellariiformes; Procellariidae
Gene: GALNT2
Product: polypeptide N-acetylgalactosaminyltransferase 2
Exons: 12
Cellular component (GO): Golgi apparatus
Source: RefSeq, a predicted model, not a curated record
GAAAAGUUCGGUGGCAAGACUUUGAUCAAGAUGCUUAUGUUGGCGCUACCAUGGUGCGAUCUGGUCAGGAUCCAUAUGCCCGCAAUAAGUUUAAUCAGGUAGAAAGUGACAAACUGCGAAUGGACCGAAGCAUUCCUGACACUAGGCAUGAUCAGUGUCAACGGAAACAAUGGGGGGUAGAUUUCCCAGCCACUAGUGUGGUGAUCACCUUUCAUAAUGAGGCAAGAUCUGCUUUGCUUCGAACUGUUGUCAGUGUCCUUAAAAAAAGCCCAUCACAUCUUAUUAAGGAAAUCAUACUGGUGGAUGACUACAGUAACGAUUCUGAGGAUGGUGCUCUCUUGGGAAAAAUUGAAAAAGUGCGGGUUCUUCGAAAUGAUCGCCGAGAAGGCCUGAUGCGCUCCCGUGUCAGAGGGGCAGAUGCAGCACAAGCAAAAGUACUGACCUUCCUGGAUAGUCACUGUGAAUGCAAUGAACACUGGCUGGAACCGCUUUUGGAAAGAGUAGCUGAGGACAAGACCAGAGUUGUGUCUCCUAUUAUUGAUGUAAUUAAUAUGGACAACUUCCAGUAUGUGGGGGCGUCAGCUGAUUUAAAAGGCGGCUUUGAUUGGAACCUGGUGUUCAAGUGGGAUUACAUGACGCCAGAGCAAAGAAGAGCACGGCAAGGAAAUCCAGUUGCUCCCAUAAAGACACCCAUGAUAGCUGGUGGGUUAUUUGUGAUGGACAAAUCCUAUUUUGAAGAACUAGGGAAGUAUGACAUGAUGAUGGAUGUUUGGGGUGGAGAAAACUUAGAGAUCUCAUUCAGAGUUUGGCAAUGCGGUGGGAGCCUAGAAAUCAUCCCUUGCAGCAGAGUGGGUCACGUAUUCCGCAAACAGCAUCCUUACACAUUUCCCGGUGGGAGUGGUACCGUGUUUGCAAGAAAUACACGCAGGGCAGCAGAAGUCUGGAUGGAUGAGUAUAAAAAUUUCUAUUAUGCAGCAGUGCCUUCAGCCAGGAAUGUACCUUAUGGCAAUAUUCAAAGCCGAAUGGAACUCAGAAAGAGACUUAGCUGCAAACCCUUCAAGUGGUAUCUUGAAAAUGUUUAUCCUGAGUUACGGGUACCUGAUCAUCAAGAUAUAGCUUUUGGGGCUUUGCAGCAGGGUACCAAUUGCCUUGACACUUUGGGCCAUUUUGCAGAUGGUGUUGUUGGAGUUUAUGAAUGUCAUAAUGCCGGGGGAAACCAG